Messenger RNA from Caenorhabditis auriculariae, 2637 nucleotides. The record is from the annotation of a GenBank genome assembly. Lineage: Eukaryota; Metazoa; Nematoda; Chromadorea; Rhabditida; Rhabditidae.
AUGAGUGAUUUCAUCGAGAUCCGAAACGACUCCGGUCUCAGCGUCUUUGUACUUCCCUACGGAGCAACCUUGGCUUCAAUCCAAUUUCCAGCCAAAGAUGGGAAACCAAUCGAUCUGAUUUUGGGUUUUGCGACGAAGGAAGGUCUAUCAAAAUCAAUUUUUGAAGAAAAAUGUUUUUUUGAGACUACGAAAAGGACACGGCAUACAUUGGUCGGACCGUUGGAAGAGUGGCGAAUCGAGUGAAAAAUGCCGAGUUCGAAUUUCAAGGAAAGAAGUUUGAAUUGGAGGCGAAUAAUCCGCCGCACAGCCUUCACGGUGGAUCGAAAGGCAUCGCUUUUGUGCGUUUUUGGGGGCUUUAUGAGCAAUUUUUGUGUAAAAAUCAUGUUAGAAAGUUACAUGAUUUUUUCCGUUUUGGUGUAACUUCAUUAGAAAUUACGAAGCUUCUCAACACCGCGAAAAUAUGAUAUCGUAUUACUGCUGGCAUUAAAUUUCUCGAAGCGAUUACGGUAAGGAAGUCCGCAAGCACAAUAAACACAUAAACUUAGAAUUUUACGCGCAAAGUCUACAAAUUUUUUUUCUUUUUUUUUCUCGAUUAUCCUUUAAACUGAAGUGAUUAAAAACAUAAAAGUAUUUUGUGAGUUAGAUUAGCUUAGUAAAGGAAUUAAAUUUUCUUGAUGUUCUACAAGGAAUCUUUUUUUCAUGAACUUUGUAAAAAAAUUUUUGAAAAAAAUUUUUUUCUAGAAAGAAUGGGAAGUCGUGAGGCACUCAAACAAGUCGGUUUCUCUGCGAGUAAAAGUCGACGACGAGUCCGACGGAUUUCCCGGCGAUGCUAUCAUUGAAGUUUGCAUAGAUUUUUGAGUAAAAUUAAUUUUUCUCGAAAUUCAGGUUACCUACACGGUAAACGAUAGGAAUCAACUCGUGAUCGAACAUUUCGCGACGUGUACCAAGCCAGGAGUUUUAGCUCUCACUAAUCAUGCUUAUUGGAACUUGGAUGGAAGUGUUAGUUCUAGGAAAAAUAUUGUCUUCAGGAAGAUUAGAAAGCAAAUUAAAUAGUUUUCAUUUUGUUCUCUUUAAAUUCAAAAAAUUAAAGUUUAGCUAAAAAUCAAGUGUUUUAACAUAGACCAUAGCUUGCGAAAAUAACCAAAUUUUGAGUGAAUUUUUUUGAGGAAACAAUUAGCGAUCACAUUUUGGAGGUCUCGGCUUCCUCCUACCUUCCUGUUGAUGAAACUUGCUGUCCAACUGGUUAAUUUUGAAAAUAAUGGAGCCUAGCGAAAAUUUCAACUGAUUUAGGAGCGAUUCUAACCGUCCAAAACACCGAUUUUGACUUUAGAUCGCCGAAAUCGCUGGCUUCUCUGGCUGAUGAGGUGAAAGAAAAUUUGAAAAUAGAAAUUAUUAUUUUUUGUUUUAGAACAAGUUGAUAAGGCUGGACAAUGAUUUAUUGUUGGAUCCGGUCAAUCAGUGCUCCCCCCAUUGUGUUAGGUAAGUAUUGAAAAAGAUCUAUUUGAUUAAUUUUUUUCAGAAAAAAAGUUCUAAAACACAUAAUUCAGAAAAAAAUUGAAGGAUUUUUUCAAGAAUAAAAAAAGUCCUGAAACGGUUAACUGAAUAAAGUGAACAAUUUUUUUAAUUUUUCUUCAAUUUAUUUUUUUGAGUCCAGAAAAAAAGUUUAAGGAACCAUAUUUCAUUCAACAAAUGGAUCUUUAAUAAUCAAAAAAUCUUUUUUGCUAGGUUGAGAUCCGACGUUUCGGGGAUCCAGCUUGACAUCAGUACAUCCUAUCCAGUUGCUCAUUUAUACGCUGGAGAAUUCCUUCAAACAACUGGCAGAAACGGCGUUUCGUAUGGACCGAACAAGGGAUUUCUAUCGAAGCUCAGUUUCCUUCAGCUGCUCUUAAUUUCGUGAGUUGGGAACGUCGGAAAAUGUGUGAUCAAGCCGUUUUUCUUUAUUAUUGUAAAGAAAGACAUUUUUUUAUUUUAUUAAAUUUCAAUCAAUAAUCUAUAUUCCGGAGAUUUUUCAAAAAAAUCCAACUUUUUCUUACUGAUUUACGAGGUUCACUUCGCAAUGAAUCCCUUAGAUUUUAAAAGUAUUCAUUGGUUUUCCAGGUAAAGUUCAAGAUUAAUAACUUACCUUUGAAAAAAAGGUAAGAUUAAAGCUGCAAAAAGCGGAAAAAAGGGGUUCAAAUGAAGCGGAAGCGAAAGAAUAGGCGCCUGAAGAGACGCCAGAGAAAAAUGAAUGUUCUAACUUCUCUGGCGUCUCUUCAGUCAGUAAUGCUCUCUCGCUUUGGCCCAUCUUUUCUUUGAACUUCAGUUAAUUAUUGAAGAGACGAAGAGAAAAAGAGGUUCUCUAACUUCUCUGCGCUCUCUUGAGAACACUAUUGCUCUUUCUCUUUCUCUCAAAGACACAUUUCUUUCUUAUUUCUAGUUCACUAUACUAAAAACACGCAAAAAAAGACAUAACUUCUCUGGCAUCUCUUCAGGAGCCUAUUGAUCUCUCACUCACUUUUCUCAUUAAAAAUUCUAUAGUUUAUAGAAAAGAUAUUAUUUCAUCAUUUUCGACCUUUCCAGAAAAAUUUCGCAGACGUGUUCAUGGAGCCGGGUCGACAAUACUGCCAAGAAGUCGUACACACUUUUUCUUGUAUAUAA